AUGCUGGACGAAAGCAACUUGCAUUUGUUGGUGGACGCGGGGCAAAUUCACGCUGCUCUGAGGACCAAGCACGGAGAUGAGCGAGUGCGUCAGUUGGAGGAGCUCCAGGUGGGCAUGGCGACGGACAACGUGCUCGGCAUCACCUCGCUCAUCCUGCGGGUCAAGGUGGCGUACGUCGACGCCGAGGGUCGCGCCGCGAGCGACUCACUGGUGGUGAAGCGUUUGCCGCUGAGCCUCAAGCAGCUCGAGCUGGUCGACAACUGUAACUCGUUCGAGCGGGAAAUCGAGUUCCUCGUCGAGUACGCGCCCUUGUUGAGGGAGCGGGCCCUGGGCCGCUGGCUGCCCCUCGUUGAGUGCUACUGGGGAGCCGAGCGCACCCUCGUCAUGGAGGACCUGUGUGCCGGUGGCUACCAAAGCCUCGUCGGCACCAUCGGUGACCUCAAGAUGGACGUCUUCACCCCCGAGCACGUGGAGGCCGUGCUCAAGGUUCUGGCAGGUCUGCACGCGGCCUCGGCUGGUAUCGACUGGGAGCAGCGUUUUCCGCGCUACCUGCCGCACAAUCCUCUUUUUGACGGCACCGACGGGGAGUACUUCAGGUCCACCUUGGAUUCUGCCAUCGAAGGGCUGCUCUUCUUAGCUGACGCGCGUCUCACGGAGUUGUACCCUGAAGUCAUGUGCUGGCUCCGAGAAGGCGACGUCUUUGAGGAGCUGCGGAGGUGCGGCAAAAGGUCAGACCAGUUCCUCAACGUGCUAAACCAGGGUGAUCCGUGGGGAAACAACAUUCUCUUCCGCAGAGAUAAGCACACCGGCCAACUCGAGGUCAAAAUCGUAGACUAUCAGUUGGGCAAGUUCGCCCCUGCCAGCUGCGAUUUGUUCUAUUUUUUAUACACCAGCAUCAGCCACGAUUUGCGGCUCGCCAACGAGCCUAGGUGGCUUGAAUUGUACCGACGCGAGUUUAACGCCUUGGUCGGCGAGCAGUUCCGGCUCGAGGAGCAGCAAUUCGAGCAGCAUUGCCGCAAAAACCGCAUCUACGGCCUCAUGUUCGCCAGCCUCUGCCGCCCCAUGCUUUACAUGCACAAACGCACGCCCAGCGCCGAGAUGAGCGAUGAAAAGUUCAUGGAGUUCAUGGUCAGAGACUACAAAGGCCACGAGCACAACCAGAGUCUGAAAUUGGAAGUGGACAACAUUUUCGUUGACUUAGUUUGUUUUUAUUACAGUAAUAAAUAUGGCAAUUCUCAAUAAUUGAUUGGCUUAUCUGUUUUCGAAAGAUUUUCCUAUUAAAAUAAAUUUUAUUGAAAGUGAAGUUGUCAAGAGAAUUUUGAUUCAUGGCUUCCUUGUUGUGUAGCAAGCUGUGGAAUAUAAUGCUUGAAUAAUUUAUUUUUACGAAUAAUUUAUAGUGAAAAAACAGACACUCAUCAUGGCAGUCAUAUUGUGAUUUUUGUAUUUUAAUUUGUAAAAAAAUGCAAAAUGGAGGAUUUAAUGGAAGUGUCGGACAAUAUGACAGCAGUCUUUAAAAAAUAGUUCUAAAAAUUAAGAUCGGAGGUCAGACGAAAUUUGCAACAAAAAAUGUAAGGCGAAGAAAUUAAAAAAAUAUACAAUUUUGCGAAGAGGGCAAGUCGAUUGUUGGUUUUGCUGCAAUUUUAGAAAUUGAAGAAGCCACUCGAGGAAUAUUCCGUUGUUGAAUUUAAAACCAGACAUGUUUCCUAGUUGCAAAGAAUGUCAAUUUUUAUUUCCCGACUAGUUUGGUCUAAUUAAUAGUUAGCAAACAGUUCCCACUCAACUUAUAUUUUUCUUUUCUUGAAAUAUUUUAACCAAUGCAAAUACUAAAUUUUAAUGUUAUUCUUAAUUUAAAUUUUGUUACCAUAAAAUAGGGCUGCAGAAUGCAAGCCGAAACUUGUCGGGAAAUCAAAUUUGACGCUCUUGGCAAAGAGGAAUCAUAAAUUCAAGUUUCCAGAAAAUCUUUCCCCUAUUUUUAAUUGCACAAUAGAGAAAAAUAGCACCGCAAAUAUAUUGAAAAACCCAUAUUUUGCGUUUAAUAAACCAUUAUAUAAAUAUAUUGAAAUGUAAUAUUACUGCUAAAUUUCAAAACAUUUCCUAAAUUAAGUAACUAGAUUUCAUAUCAACCUAACUAAGAAUUUACUUAUUUCCUGUUCAUUGGUAUUGAAAUCCCAGUUGCUAGUUUUUUCAGGCUGCUUAAGCAAUCUUGCAACGCUGUGAGUAUUUGACAAAUUCUUUUAUAUGCAUGCAAAGAAUGCAAAAUGACAUUGUUCCACCAACAGUAAGACACCAAAGCAUUCAGGUGGGGUGCAACGAAACAGGAGUAGCAUCAGGUAUCAGAGGAGUAGAACUAACUUUUUCGUUCCUUCUCUUUCAUCCACCACCUUAGUCGGUCCAUUCAAGCGCUCUAUUUGCUCGAAAUAAUGAUCAUGUACAAAAUGUAAGUGUGUCGUUUUUGAGGCUAUUUUUUGAGAAAAGCAGGCUCUUAUUUAAAUUUAAUUCAAGGUGCAUCGUGUUUUUGCUGGCCUUGUGCAGUGUCGGGCUUGCAGAAAAGGGGUGCGGCAAGACCUACAGUAAGAAGUUCCCUUGCAGCGACUACGAGUUGCUCGAGGACUGUCCCAAAAAGGAACGGGAGGCGUACGAGAAAAUUCGGACGUCGAAACAAUUUGAGCAGGGUAAGUUCAAUUAUAUUUCGAAUCAAUUGGAAACUUGAUAAUAAUUCUGGUUUAUUUUAUAGAGGAGGUAUACGAGGAUGAGGCCUACUACAGUCAAAACAGGCACUGGGACUGCGAGGAUAGUGACUAUUACAAUAUGAGGAAUGAGAAACGUUAUUUCAAGGAAUCCUGGGUCUCGUUGACCGUGUCUCCGCAAUGCGAGAGCUACAUGAGCGACCGAGACAGGCUGUUGAUGUGCGAGGUCUCUCUCACCAACGGCAUGUUCAGGCACGGCAAGCAUGUAAAGCCGCGUUUCGACAGUCGAGGCCAGGCUGCCUUUAACCAACGCAAGCAGCAAAAACAGCAGAGAUAUUUCGACGAUGCGCGCCCAUGUCGCAAAGAAUGGACCAGCGAAGAGGAAAGAAUGUCGAAGUACAAUGCUAGGAUGAAAAUGAAGAAGUCUGAGAAGUCCUACUAUUGAGAUUUCCUUUCUGUAUUCUAUGUUUGUGUUGUCCUUUUGUGUAUCCAAAACAAGAAGAAAAAGCAAAAAAAAAUAAGAGAGACAUUUGUCUCAAUGAACCAAACUUGAAGUUAAAUGGAAGCAAAAUGUGCCCACUCUAUGAAGUAAAAAUCAGCUUCUAUUUGCUAUGUGAGUUUAGAGGAAUUAAAAUGAUAAAUGAAAAUAAUCACAUCAAAUAA
This is a messenger RNA of Cloeon dipterum, 3350 nucleotides long. RefSeq lists its product as uncharacterized. NCBI's taxonomy places the organism in Eukaryota, Metazoa, Arthropoda, Insecta, Ephemeroptera, Baetidae. The record is from RefSeq and is a predicted model, not a curated record. The coding region runs from base 1 to 1242 and encodes 413 amino acids. The transcript is spliced from 4 exons.